This is a messenger RNA of Lithohypha guttulata, 762 nucleotides long. RefSeq lists its product as uncharacterized. Bases 1 to 762 code for a protein of 253 amino acids. Lineage: Eukaryota; Fungi; Ascomycota; Eurotiomycetes; Chaetothyriales; Trichomeriaceae. The record is from RefSeq and is a predicted model, not a curated record. The transcript is spliced from 4 exons.
AUGUUCAACAAGGACAAUGUCUCGAAUAUGUCUGGUAACAGCGAUGCUGCAACCGUCGGUGGUCCACCACUGCCAGAUCCUAAUACAUACUCGCAUGGCUACCAGAAGUUGAGCUGCUUGAUGGCCAAAUUGCCGGAGUUUGCAAUCUAUCGUCGUUUCGGAAGACUAAACAGUCUUAACCUUCUCUAUUUACAGAGUGAGCUUCAUGAUCUUGAGGAAACCCUCUACAAGAUUUCACAGCCGAUCGCUUACAGUACUGACAAGCGGAUAAGAAUGGCGGACCUGGGUUGGAGAGCGCUUUCAAAUACAGACAAAGCAGGCCCUCACAAUGAACAGUACAAGCUGGUGUUGAGGAUACGAGAAGUUCUCAAGGAAUACAUUGCCGUUAAAGCACGUGAAUACAGCGACGCGAUGACGACCUGGUUUGCCACAAGCUUCAUACACAUCUACCACAAAUACCUCGGAAAAUACAUUCACAAGGAUUCGGAUGAAGCCGAGUUUGUCAAUAACAUCGUCUAUACCGAGCGAAGCAACAGCAAGUUCAUGUCAGUAAUUACGACAAGUUUAUCAUCAGCUUUCCCAGUCCUCUCUAUUGUGAUUCUUAAUCAAUGCAAUUCGAUCAACCUGCGCCUGGGCAUCCUGACAGUAUUUACCAUCUGCUUCUCGGCUGUGUUAGCCUUUCUGUCCCCUAAGAAGAAACUUGAAGUGUUCGCCGCCUCUGCUGCUUAUGCUGCCGUCAAUGUCGUGUUCAUUCAUAGAUAG